This is a messenger RNA of Monopterus albus (swamp eel), 1969 nucleotides long. RefSeq names its product cytochrome c oxidase assembly factor 6 (gene coa6). Bases 199 to 441 code for a protein of 80 amino acids. Gene Ontology annotation, cellular component: mitochondrion. The transcript has 3 exons. Gene Ontology annotation, biological process: respiratory chain complex IV assembly; mitochondrial ATP synthesis coupled electron transport. NCBI's taxonomy places the organism in Eukaryota, Metazoa, Chordata, Actinopteri, Synbranchiformes, Synbranchidae. The record is from RefSeq and is a predicted model, not a curated record.
UUGACGUCAUCACGCAGCGACGAGGUGUUUGUCCCGUCCUUCACUUUUCUCAGUCCAGCAGAAGUAUUUUUUUCCAUCUUAGUUGUUGUAUUACGCGGGUUCUUCUUUUUUUGUGGAGUGACAGGUGCAAACAGCAGUGGUGGUCGGAACGAAAACACACUCUGGGAGGUUUUAAGCUUUCUUUCGAGUCAAGUAGCAAUGACAGCUCCAAAUUCAUCACAGAGGAAGGCCUGCUGGGAUGCCAGGGACCAGUUGUGGAAAUGUCUGAAUGACAAUGAUGACAAAGCUGCGUCCUGCCAGAACUUCCAGAGCGAAUUUGAGGCUAAAUGCCCCUCUCAGUGGGUGAAAUAUUUCAUCAAGAGGAGAAACUAUUUGAAAUACAAGGAGAAGAUGCAGACUGAAGGCUUCACAUCCACUGAAGGUCCCCAGCAGCCCUCUUAACAUUACUGGACAGCAGACAGUGAAAUCUGCAUACUGACUUUUAAGCCUAUUCAGACCAGGGCCCUGAGGUGCAGGACUUGGAGGAAGAUUUUCUAAGUUUAUGGUGGACAGAGUCUGUAUUUCCUCUUAUUUAUUUAUACUGAUUGAAAGCAGUACUAGAACACCAUACAGUACAUGUUAGCAAUUCAAAAUGGCAACACAAGGGACCUGUUUGAAAAUUCUUUGAAGUUUCAUUUUCAGAAAUACUUCCACAUGGCCUCAAGCUCAUGUGUACUGUAUCAACCCAGAUGGUCUGAGAUAUUUUAUGACAAAGGAAAUCAAAAAAGAAAAGUGAUUAAAAAGAUCUUUUAUUUGUAAAUCCAAAUUUCUUAGUUAGCUGGAUUUCACUGGAAUUGGAUGUAAUGUUGUUACUGUGCUUAAACUCUUAUCUUGUUAAUAAUUUAAAUGAGAAGUAUAUAUACUUUUAAUUUUAAUGUUAGAAUACAUAUGAUCAGUUGUGCAGCCUAUACAAAUACCCAGUACAGUACUGACCCACUGGGUCCAGCCCAUGUGUCCUCACUCAUCCUAAAACUGUAAACAAUAAAUUUAAAAAAAAGAGUUUUAUGUUUUUGUUGGCUGUUGAAUUUUCACCUCCUCCCUAUUUCUGUGAGCAGUCAUUGUACUGUAUGCUCAGAACAGAAUGGUGGUGUUCAUUACUAAUCAAAAGUUUGGACACACUUUUCCAUUCAAUUCAUCGAGAAGAUGUCUCCAAACUUUUGACUAAUAGUGUACCUCCACGUGGAGUUUGGGGGAUCUAAGAGUUUGUGUUAAAUGAGGUUUUGUGAAUUCAAACUAGCCUAGUUUGAUCCAUCAUCAGCUUUACUGCAACUUCCUUCAGUUCCUGCUUGUUUGUGGGUCUUUCUGCCUUCAGUCAGUGAAAAGCAUGCUCUUGGGUUGAGUUUGGGUGAAUUUGCCUUAAGAAACUCUUGGGAAGCUUUUACUGUACGUCUUGGGUCAUUAUUGUUAUCUGCAAUAUGAAUCGAUGGCCUAUCAGUUUUUCAGCAUCUGGCUGAAUCUGAGCCGAGUAUAGCCGUAUCAUCUUCAUAAUUCAUCUUUACAUUUAUCAGCAGUCAGGUCAUCAAUAAACACCAAUGACCCAAUUCCAUUGGCAGCCACACAUGCCAUACUACUGCUUCCAUGUUUGACAGAUAAUGUGAUAUACUUUGGAUCAUGAGCUGUUCCCUCCCUUUUUCAUAAUUUUCUCUUCCUAUCAUUCUGGUAGAAGUUAAUCUUGGUUUCAUAAGUCCAAAGAAUCUUAUUCCAGAACUGGGCAGGCAUUUUAGGUGUCUUCUGUUAAAGUCUAAUCUGCCAUUUCUGUUCUUGAGUAUUACCAGUGGUUUGCACCUUGUUGUGACGCCUCUGUAUUUACAUUCAUAAAGCUGUCUCUUGACUGUAGACUUUGACAAUGGCAUGCCUACAUCCUCAAGAGUGGGUGUUAAUGCCACUCCUUUGUCAAACUCCUUGAAUUAAAGCUGAAAGUCUUGACUUU